Messenger RNA from Papilio machaon (common yellow swallowtail), 1730 nucleotides. RefSeq names its product zinc finger CCCH-type with G patch domain-containing protein. Gene Ontology annotation, biological process: negative regulation of DNA-templated transcription; regulation of transcription by RNA polymerase II. The transcript has 10 exons. Gene Ontology annotation, cellular component: nucleus. The coding region runs from base 81 to 1730 and encodes 549 amino acids. Lineage: Eukaryota; Metazoa; Arthropoda; Insecta; Lepidoptera; Papilionidae. The record is from RefSeq and is a predicted model, not a curated record. Gene Ontology annotation, molecular function: metal ion binding; DNA-binding transcription factor activity, RNA polymerase II-specific; RNA polymerase II cis-regulatory region sequence-specific DNA binding.
UGAUGUUAACUUAUGAUGUUUGCAUUCAUAUUUAAUUAAUCAAAAAAUAUUAGUAACAAACAAAUAUUUUAGCAAUAAGAAUGGAAGAAUUACAAAAUUCUUUGGCUCAAUACAACGAGCAAUUACAGUUUGUUAAUGAUUCCCUUGCGGAAGCUCAAGGUGAUAUGCGAGAAUCGCUGUUGACUCUAAAGUCACAGAUGCAAAAGCUGAUCCAAGUUACACAAGAGAGCCUGGAUGCACAAUCUAAAGAACCUAAUAAAGAGCAAAAUGUGGAAAGCAAUAUUUUGGGAACUGAGGGCAGCAAGAAUGAGUUGGAUGAUGAAUAUGCGUUGUUUAUGCAAGAAAUGUCUAAAAGUGGAGCAUAUAGUACAGAAAACAAUCAAGAUUCUACAGAAACAUCAAAAGAGGAUGGUAAUAAAAGUGAUAUAGAGGAUGAGCUAGCAACACUGCUUGGUAUGAAAUGUGCGGUGUAUCAUACACACAAGUGGGGUGGACAGCCGAGCCUGCACAAUGCCAUGGUCAGCAGUGUUGAGCCGCACCAAGAUAAUGAUCAGUUUUCGGAUCUGCAGGUCCGAGUACUGUUUACACAUCCAACGCAUGCAGAAAUGUUACCAUGUCCAUUUUAUCUUGAUGGGGAAUGCAAGUUCAGUGAUGAACAAUGUAGAUAUUCUCAUGGUGCUUUAGUACAAUUGUCCAGUUUAAAGGAAGCUAUAGAUCCUAAUUAUGAAACUAUAAAACCGGGAAGUAGGAUAUUGCUAAAAUUGAAACCAGCUGAUGGUGAGGAUAUCAGUGUAGCAAAGAAAUCCACGGAAAAAUAUCAUCUAUGGCACAUAGCUGUAGUCAAAAGUGUUGACUUUGACACCAAAGAAUGUGUAGCAAAAUUAGAGAAUUGUGUUAAAACUGGCGAGAAGAGGAAAAUAUCAGCGGACGAAUUUCAUUUAUCAUUUGAAGAAAUAUUUCCAUUAAGCAAUGACAAUGAAGAUGUGGAGUCAGACGACAGUCUCAGUGACACGGAGUACCCGGACAACAAGUCGUGUCGCACGGAGCCCGAGGGUGCAGGACCUGGCCGCCCUGAGCUGCUUGUUGAGAAGAGUCUGCUCACUAAUACUCCCGCUAUAGGUGAAUGGGAGCGAUAUACAAGAGGGAUAGGCUCGAAGCUGCUGCUGUCAAUGGGGUACGUGCCGGGGUGUGGUCUGGGCGCUGCGGGCGCAGGUCGCCUGCAGCCGGUGGAGGCGCGCGCGCUGCCCGCCGGCCGCACGCUCGACCACUGCAUGCAAAUAUCACAAGCCGCAAACGAUCCACUCAAGGUUGAGCAAAAAUUGAAACGAUUACAAAAAAGAGAAGAGGAAAGAAAUAAGAGAGCGUACGAACGCGAAAAGGAGCGCGAGAGAAGAAAUGUCUUCAACUUUCUGAAUCGAACACUCGGCGAUUCGAGUGACAAGCCUGAAACAUCGAAGGAUACGUCACUAACUGACAUAAAACAAUCAACAAACAAAGAUCUUAACAUUGAACAAUUUAAGAUCACACAGGACAGCAAGAGAGUUGAAUUGGAAUUAAAUAAAUUAAAGAAUUCUCUAAAUAAAUAUCCAACCGGUUCUAGUGUAUGUCUAAACAUUAAAAGUCAGAUUGCAGAAAAGAGCAGGGAAUUGGACAAUCUUAAAAGUAGAGAACAGAAUAUUGAAAAAGAACAAAGACGACGCAAGGAUAAGAAGAAUAUGACAGUGUUUUAA